Messenger RNA from Sitophilus oryzae (rice weevil), 2290 nucleotides. RefSeq names its product tribbles homolog 2. NCBI's taxonomy places the organism in Eukaryota, Metazoa, Arthropoda, Insecta, Coleoptera, Curculionidae. The transcript is spliced from 5 exons. The record is from RefSeq and is a predicted model, not a curated record. Gene Ontology annotation, molecular function: ATP binding; mitogen-activated protein kinase kinase binding; protein kinase activity. Gene Ontology annotation, cellular component: nucleus. The coding region runs from base 354 to 1448 and encodes 364 amino acids. Gene Ontology annotation, biological process: protein phosphorylation; positive regulation of proteasomal ubiquitin-dependent protein catabolic process; regulation of MAP kinase activity.
GACAAUCAGACGGAUCAUGCUGCUCGGAAAGCGUGUACGUCAAUUCGUUUCCUAAAAAUCGUGUUAUCCAUGGCUGUGCAUUGUUGUUGGAUCGUUUCUUCCUGAAAUCAUAUCAAAAUUCACGCGUUUGAUCGAAAUAUUAAUUAUAAUUGUGAUCUUUUGUGCUCCUAGCUCAGUUUUUGUUUAGUGUUCGCUCUUUUAAUUGGAUUAUCUCAGUUUUUUGGCCAUCGAAGAAAUCAAAUUCAAGAAACAUUAAGCUCCACGACGGAUCAGUAAGUACGGUAUCCUAGUGACAUUAUCGCCUUAUCACAGUGAAUUAGUGCAUUCGCGAGUGAACUAUCACAGUGAACGUCAUGCAAAACGUGCAGGACAGUCCGGUAUCCAGACUGCAAGAGGUAGAGAAGCAUGCUUCGUCCGGAGACGUGUCCAUGUCGCCGGACAUGUCGGUGAGCUGUCCGGUGGACACUGUGAUCAAACGUAUCCGUCAUCACGUGAACGGUGGCAGUAGCUGUGAUAUCCGCGGGCAUCGCGUCCCUUCGUCCGAUAACGGUGAUAAGUCCGGCUGCCAGGCUGGACCUGUGAUAAACGACCAAAAUUGUGAUAGUAGUGACUGUUUCGAGAGUACUCUAGUGGCGGACAAGUAUCAAUUAUUUGAGCAGGCGGUGGGUAGUUCGUUGUAUAGAUGUAUCGAUGUAAAUACUAGCGAGGAAUUAGUUUGUAAGAUCGUGUCCCGCGACAACUACUCCCUCAUGUCCGCCCAUUACCGGCUAGACUCCCACCCCCGCGUCCAGCCCCUGCACGAGGUGGUCUCGGGCGACCGCUACCUCUACCUGGUGUUCCCGCGCGCCCACGGCGACCUGCACUCGUACGUGCGCCACCGGAAACGGCUCCGGGAGUCCGAGGCCCGGAGGCUGUUCCGCCAGAUCGCCGACACGGUGGCGCUGUGCCACCGGAACGGCAUCGUGCUCAGGGACCUGAAGUUGAGGAAGUUCGUGUUUGCGGACGAGGAACAAACGGAAUUGAAGCUGGAAUCGUUUGAGGACGCGGUAGUACUGGAAGAACCCGAAUCAGAUUGGCUGCACGACAAAAGAGGCUGUCCAGCGUACGUUAGUCCGGAAAUUUUAAAAACUGGACACUAUUCGGGGAAAGGUGCCGAUAUGUGGUCCCUGGGAGUCAUCCUGUACACCAUGAUCGUUGGAAGAUACCCCUUCAACGACAAAGGCCACCUCAACCUCUUCGCCAGGAUAUCCAGCGGCUCCUUCACCAUUCCCGAGUGCGUCUCGCCCAGAGCGAGGUGCCUGAUCAGAUCCCUUCUGAGGCGGGAGCCUUCUGAGCGGCUCAGUUCGGAAGACAUCCUCCUGCAUCCCUGGCUGGCCAAGGAGGACAGAGAUUGGGUAUCGAGAACCUGCGACCAAAUGGUUCCUGAGUGCAGUAUGUACGAUGAUUAGGAUUUGGGCAAUAAUAGUUAGCGCGUAGAAUGAACGAAUGUCGAAUUAGAGAGAAACGAAAGCCUUUAGUGAUGUUAGAUAUUGGAUGAGGCAGAUUAAAACACGUCUAUAGAAGUCGUUAUUCAGAAAUAAAUUAUCGUUGUUGGUUAUAAUUCAAAGGUGACCGUGACGCUGUUUUUUUUUCAAUAGUAUGGUAUUUUUACCAUUAGAUUUUAUUAAUCUGCCUCGGGAUUGAAAGGUUGGGUUUAAUCCUGGAUCAUUGAAGAAAAAGACCAAGGAAGGAGCAUAUAAACAAAAUUUUCGUGAUCGCGAUGGGGCUUUAAUAUGGCUGACUUAGAUUCCGCUAUAGCAGUGGUGUUUAGUUUUAUUUAAUUCGUGUUAAAAUAUAAAGUAUGGAAGCGUCAAUAAUUUGCUGGUUUUGUUUGACAUUGAGUCAAUAUAUUUUGUAAAAAAAUAUUAUAUUUCUCAUAAAAAUCAAUAAGUUACCAAUAUAAUAUAAAAUCAAUAGCUGGUAGCUCCUCUGUUUUUCUAUCUCACACUCUCUUUUUUAUGAAUAAACACCAAAAUAAUUGAUAUUUCUAAUUGAAUGAUCAAAAUAUUUUUACAGGCUUAGCUUACAUUUGCCUAUUUUUUUCAGUUUUUUCAGAGGUUUACUGUAAAAAAUCUACAGAGAAUAAAAUUAAUUUAAGUAUUUUUUUGUACAAAUUUAAAAACGUGAAUUUAUAAACAUACAUAUUGUGGAUAACGUAGGAGGUGGCAACAUUGCAUUCUCUCGAAGCACUAUAAACAAAUUUCCGGAAACUGAACAAGCGGCACUCAAAAGUUUAUUUUCCGGAAAAUGU